Molecule: messenger RNA, 5191 nt
Organism: Salvelinus namaycush (lake trout)
Lineage: Eukaryota; Metazoa; Chordata; Actinopteri; Salmoniformes; Salmonidae
Product: band 4.1-like protein 1
Exons: 23
Coding region: 1-4452 (1483 amino acids)
Biological process (GO): cortical actin cytoskeleton organization
Cellular component (GO): plasma membrane; cytoskeleton
Molecular function (GO): structural molecule activity; actin binding
Source: RefSeq, a predicted model, not a curated record
AUGCCAACAGAGCCUGGCCCUGAGUCAGAGGUGAAGAACGCAGCAGAAGUGUCCUCCCAGCAGAAGGGGGCAGCAGCAGGCAUGCAGUACUCUGCUUCAGACGGCAAGAUGGCUAAACAGGACCAGGACUCCAAACUGAUCGACGACCACAGGGAAACAGACGACGUGUCAGAGAAGACCACCCCAUGCAAGACCCCCAAGUCCCCCCAGAAGACUUCCAAACGGCCAAAGACGGUUCCCUUCAAGGUCACCCUACUGGACACCUCUGACUAUGAGGCGGGGAUUGAGAAGCACUGCAAAGGACAGGCCCUGCUGGACAAGGUGUGUGAGCACCUCAACCUCCUGGAGAAGGACUACUUUGGUCUGACAUUCAGCGAGGCGGACAGCCAAAAGAAUUGGUUGGACCCCUCCAAGGAGAUCAAGAAGCAGAUGCGCACUGCUCCCUGGCACUUUGCCUUCUCUGUCAAGUUCUACCCUCCAGACCCCUCCCAGCUCACAGAGGACAUCACCAGGUACUACCUGUGUCUGCAGCUGAGAGAUGACAUGUUGUCAGGUCGUCUGCCCUGUUCCUUCGUGACCCACGCCCUGCUGGGUUCCUACGCCGUGCAGGCCGAGCUGGGAGACUAUGACACCGACGACCAUGGCCCCGACUACGUCAGCGACUUCCGCUUCGCACCCAAUCAGACGCGAGAGCUGGAGGAGAGGGUCAUGGAGCUCCAUCGUAACUACAGGGGUAUGACUCCAGCUGACGCAGAAAUCAACUUCCUGGAAAAUGCUAAGAAGCUAUCCAUGUAUGGGGUGGACCUUCAUCAUGCCAAGGAUUCAGAAGGGAUUGACAUCAUGCUGGGCGUGUGUGCCAACGGGCUCCUGAUCUACCGCGACCGCCUGAGGAUCAACCGCUUCGCCUGGCCAAAGAUCCUUAAGAUUUCCUACAAGAGGAGCAACUUCUACAUCAAGAUCCGGCCUGGAGAGUACGAGCAGUUUGAGAGUACUAUUGGCUUCAAGCUUCCCAACCACCGGGCGGCUAAGAGACUAUGGAAGGUCUGCAUCGAGCACCACACCUUCUUCAGGUUAGUGUCUCCAGAGCCUCCUCCUAAGGGCUUCCUGGUGAUGGGCUCGAAGUUCCGCUACAGUGGGCGAACACAGGCCCAGACCCGGCAGGCCAGUGCCCUUAUAGACCGGCCCGCGCCACACUUCGAACGAUCCACCAGCAAGAGGUACCUGCUGUCCCGCAGUCUGGAUGGAGCAGAGUUCUCCCGGCCAGUGUCGGCCAUGUGUGAGAACCAGGAUGGUCUGUCCCGGCGCUGCGUCAGUGAACACCCCCACCUCCACAGCCCCUCUGGGGACGAACAGGAGACUGAACUGGAACCACCCAGUCUGGAGCAGGACCAAGAGGACCAUGAGGAGGAUCAGGAUGAGGACCGGGAUCCUGAGGAAGACCAGGAUCAAGAGGAGGCGGGUGUCACCACCCCCAGCAAGAAGGAGAUCAAGUUGGACCAGGAGACAACCCCUCGACACAAGGAGUUUUUGGAUAAGUCGGAGGAUGUCUUAUUGAAGCACCAGGCCAGUAUCAAUGAGCUGAAGAAAGCUCUGAGGGGGCCCAACAGCAAGCUGACGAACCGUGAGAAGCGUCUGUCAGGAACGUCCCCAGGCGGCACGCCCGAGAGGAAGGCUGGCUCUGAGGAGUGGGUAUUGAUUGAGAAACAAGACACUUAUCAACAGAACCAUGACUGGAAGGCCGAGGAACAGAACAAAGCUUCCACCUCGCCUCCCCCAUUAGUCCCUGAUUCCUCUUGGGAAAGAAAGAAAGAACUGGAAAAAGAGAGAGAAGUAGCCAAGAUGAUUCAUGUCAAGGCUACAGGGGAAGAUGGGCCAGAAAUGAUAACAUAUAUUGAUAACUUUUCUUUGCCCAAAGCCACAAGGGAAGCCCAUGAUGACUAUUCUGAACCGCGGCUGACUAGCAACAGCCGGUUCAUGGUGGAAUUAGCUGAAACCACUGAAUCUUCUGAUGAUACACAGUGGAAAGUACCUCCAGCAAAUGACUCUGGUGCAAAGAAUGACAUAGUCUCAGACCCAGUAUCAACCCCAGCACCAGUCCCAUUCCGAGACUCUAAGAAGGAUCAUCAACUCAACAGACACAGAAAAAAGAAGAGACCUAAUAGUUUGAACCUGGGAAUGUCAACAGAAUUCAUCUAUGAGAAAGAGGGCGAUGGCUCGAACGGCGAAGAAGACGAUGAGGGAUCAGACUGGGAGGAUAGUCCUACAGAGAAGACAAAGGCGGGACUAAUAGACCACCCUGAAGACAGUACAACGAGAGAGGAGCCAUACGACCAGUGUUGGGGGACGAGUGCACUGAUGAAAGAUGAGGAGAGAUCACCAGAGGCAAAAUGGACGGAGAAAGUGGUGUCUGCCGCUGUGUGUGACGAUAACAAGAAGGACCACAUUACAUCAAUAGGAGAAGACAAGGAGACUCCGGGAAGUGCUGUGGAUGGUCCGGCAGGGUGUGAUGAAAACGACCAGGCUAAAAGCUUCAUCACCGAUGAAGUCCAGCCAGCAGAUGAAGUGCUGGGCUCUGUCAACGGUCCUGAUAACAAAGAAUUGGAUAGUUUAGCAGAACUGGUUAAAGAGUUUGAUCGUAGAGAGAGGAGCAUGACUGACAAUAAAGAACACAUAGCAGAGGUCAAACUGAGGGUGGACAAGACUCAUGAGAGAAAAGCCAGUAACUCUGGGGGGGAGGACAUGGAAGGUCUCAUGUCAGAGGUCAGGGGUCAGAGAAGGUCUUUUCAAAGACUAUCAGGCAGCAGUCAGUCAGAAAUAACUAGGAUCGUUCCUCUCAAACCCGAAAGGUCAAAGAGCUUAGCAUGCAAAGAUGAGCAGGACAAAGGGAGUCAGGAGACUGAUUCUGAGCUGAUUGGAGUUUUUAGAAGAGAGUACAGAUGGUCAGGGGGUUCCUCAGAGGGACCCUCAGACAUCAACCGGAACGACGCACCCACCUUUCAUUCAACAUUCACCCUGCCUACCCUGCCUACAUCAUUCAUAACAACCAACACUAGUCCAGCAAGACGGACUCACUCCCCGACCACGUCACACAGAGAAGCUACACAGGUACAGGGCAGCUUCUGGGGUCUGGAAGGCUUGACGAGAGUCGAGGCUAAAACUGAAGAGCUGGUCCAGGAACAGAUCAGCACUGCCUGUGACGAUCCCUUUCAGGUGGCUAGAGAAGCCAUAGAGAGUCAUCACCUUCUCAGCUUUAAGGUCUCAGUUCCAGCUCAAGCUUCAGCGAUUCCCAGAACAGCUCCUCCUGCCCCUCCAGUGAAAACACGGAAAGCCAGAGAGUCUGGACUCAUACUCCGGAACAUCAACCGCAAUGCUAGCAGGGAGCCUGGCCUGGAUGCUGCCAAGAAGAGACACUCGUCUGUAACCCCCUCUCUCACCCAGAGGGAACACUGGGAGAGAAGGCCUCGGCCGGGCUCCACCUCAGAGGAAGACCACGAGCGUGACACGGUGGUCUUCAUGAAAGAGACCCAGUUGGGCAUUGAGAGGAAGUGCUCCAGCAUGACGGUCAGCUCCACAUCCAGCCUGGAGGCCGAGGUGGACUUCACCGUCAUCAUGGACCUCCACACGGGCGUGGAGGAUUUCUCCAAGGGCCUGUCUGAGCUGGGGGAGAGGGAGUGGUUGCCCGAGGUGGGCCGGGACGACUUUGAGGAGACCUCCAGGUUCUAUUCGGCCCGUCUCAUGGGCUCCCAUGACAUGUCCGCUGUAGAAGAGAUGCCCCUUGUGCACCGUGAGGAACGUGUGCGCCAUGAGGUAGACACAAUGUACCCCGUCCCUGAUCCUUGCCACUCCCCGUCUCCUCCCUCCUGCUGUAAUAUUGACGACCCCCCAGUAGCCAGGAAAGACCCCAGUGCUGUUAGCACUGCCCAGAUGCUGAGGAAGGCCGACACUAAGAUGGAGACACACACCAAUGGGUCAGAGGUCACCAGCACCAACAUCAUGGACAUGUCCGAGCAGCAAAUGGAGGCUGACAUCAACUGUAACGAGACAAAGGUCUCCAGCAGCACUGACGUAGCUAAGCCACCAGAGGGCGACCUGAACCAGGAAGUUGGCAGUAGGAAGGAAGUUCCUCUCCCCAGUAUAGAAAAUGGCUCCCAUGUGAAGGCGGGCACCCUGGGGAGAGAGGCCGUAGUGUCCCCGCUGACUGUCACCGCCGACAAUGUCACCUCAGCAACCACAACUCAAGUUACCAAGACAGUGAAAGGUGGCUACUCCGAGACCAGGAUUGAGAAAAGGAUUAUCAUCACAGGAGAUGAUGACGUGGACCAACAUCAGGCCCUUGCCAUGGCGAUACAGGAGGCCAAGCAGCAACACCCCGACAUGCUGGUGACAAAAGCAGUGGUUGUCAGGGAAACAGAGUCUCCCACUGAGGAGCAACAUAGAAAAUCGGAGUCCUGAUAACUCAUGGUGGUUCCUGGGAGUGGGGACAGGAGCCCAUCAACCCCCUGACUCCCACUCCACUGUUGCAAGAGGACUACAGUAACCUACCCACAGUGUAUACUACAAUACAAUAGACAGCUCUCCUUGAAAUAAUUUCAGUCUCCUCUACAACACCAUACGCCUCCUCUCCUGUCCCUUUAGCCAGAACCGACUGUGACGCCGCCUCUGACCCACCCUCACCCACCAACCACUCUUCCUCUGGAAAAUGCCCUAGAAAAUGCCCAGUGUUUGUACAGUAGACCCCCAUGAGGUCUGACUCAUGUGUUUGUAAAGAAUAGGGCUACAGAUGUAGGAUCUUAAUUGUGUGUGUGUGUCUGUGCGUGUAAUGAAGAUCUUACACCUGUAUUUGGUCGUGAAUAGGGCUGUUUAGCUCUGGGAUCUGUGAGAGAUCAGUAUAAUGGUUCUGGUAUUUUACAUCCCCAGACAGACUCUGUAUGUACAGUACAAACAUAAUGGCAUGUUAAUGGUUCAUCACCCCCCGAUCAGCAUAGUUCAAUUAAAUUAUUAGCGAUCACGAUGUAAUCCACAAAAUAAUCUGAUCGACCUUUCCCCAGAACACAUUGACUUACCUGUAAGUACUGGUAAUUUAUUUUUAAGGAACUCAAUAGCCCACCCCCACAAAUUGCUGUCAUAUAUGGUCACCGUGGAGAUGCCUGCUCUGUGCUGACAUCAUGCAUGAAGCAUGGGGACUGGGUGA